Aspergillus japonicus CBS 114.51 is the source of this 660-nucleotide messenger RNA. RefSeq lists its product as uncharacterized. The record is from RefSeq and is a predicted model, not a curated record. The coding region runs from base 145 to 318 and encodes 57 amino acids. Lineage: Eukaryota; Fungi; Ascomycota; Eurotiomycetes; Eurotiales; Aspergillaceae. The transcript has a single exon.
UACAGUACACACCUACACAAACGCACUGAGUGCAACCGAAGGCGGCUACUGCAGCGCCCGGCUCCAUGAGCAGCAAACAAAUGGGACGGUAAGAUGUAAGCUGAUAGGCUGGCAAGCUCACCAGCUCCUCCCUGCUCAUGCCGCAUGGCCCCAUGGGCCUGCAGCCUACUGCAGGUUGUCGGGUGGUGCGGCCAUGCCUGGACUUUUGCUCCUGGAGGAUGGGAUGGGGAUGGAAUGGGAAUGGUGGCCCUGGCGGCCUACUUAGCCUGCUUGAACUGCUCUGCAGGGAAGAGAACACGCAUUGUUAGGCAGCGUUAGCUAUUGGUGUCAGAAAGCGAUUGGGGUAAACCUGGCCCGCGUGCAUAGUAUUGAGUUCUCCUACUGAGUUUUUGUUGUACUCAAGCAUGGUUUUCUGAUGCUCUCACCUACCCACCUCUGGAGUCUGGAGGAUUGUUUGAGGGCCCGGCUGUUUCACCGCCCUGUUCGUAAUGGUUCUUGCGAAGGGACGGAAUGGUCUACUCCGUUCCAUUAUGGGAGAUCAAUUGUGAGUUGGCCACUGAGAGAAACUGGGAGGCAAAAUUGUAUGGUGAUAUUGUUUGUAAUGAUCUCAUGAUAAAUGUUAGUAUUGAUGAUGAUGAUUAUGCAAUCGUCAGAAGGCGG